AAUUGGUUAACUAGUAGCAGUCUUAAUUAAAAAUCGAAGGAAUUGAUUGGAAACAUGAUAGUAAAGCUACUUGUACUGUGCCUGGUGGGUCUGGCCUACGCUAGGCCACAAUGGGACUGCCCAUAUGGCAGCCAGAACCUAUUGGCUCACGAAAGCAGCUGCAACAAGUUUUACAUAUGUACUGGUGGGAGAAAGAUUGAAGCCCAGUGCCCUAUCAACACUCACUUCUCCGUCGAAAUUCAGGCAUGUACUGAGGCGGUGUUGGCUGAAUGUGAACUUGAAUCAAUAAACACACCAGACGUCUUCCCAAACGGAUGUCCUAGAGAUUAUAGAAUAGAGAAGCUGUUCGCUCACCCACGAUGUGAUAAAUUCUACCAAUGCGUGCAUGGAGAUUACCAGGAAAUGCCAUGUGCACCCGGCACGGAGUUCAGCUACAGAUUGCAGAAAUGCACAUGGCCCCACGACGCUGACUGUGCUGGUGGAGAUAAUGGUGAUGACAAUGGUGAUGGUGACGACGGAGAUGUAGACGGUGGAGACGGUGGAGACGGCGGUGAUGGAGGCAACGGUGGAGACGGUGGAGAUGGAGGCAACGGUGGAGAUGGUGGCAACGGUGGAGACGGUGGUGAUGGAGGCAACGGUGGAGACGGUGGAGAUGGAGGCAACGGUGGAGACGGUGGUGAUGGAGGCAACGGUGGAGACGGUGGUGAUGGAGGCAACGGUGGAGAUGGUGGCAACGGUGGAGACGGUGGUGAUGGAGGCAACGGUGGAGACGGUGGAGAUGGAGGCAACGGUGGAGACGGUGGUGAUGGAGGCAACGGUGGAGAUGGAGGCAACGGUGGAGACGGUGGUGAUGGAGGCAACGGUGGAGACGGUGGAGAUGGAGGCAACGGUGGAGACGGCGGUGAUGGAGGCAACGGUGGAGACGGUGGAGAUGGAGGCAACGGUGGAGACGGUGGUGAUGGAGGCAACGGUGGAGAUGGAGGCAACGGUGGAGACGGUGGUGAUGGAGGCAACGGUGGAGACGGCGGUGAUGGAGGCAACGGUGGAGACGGUGGAGAUGGAGGCAACGGUGGAGACGGUGGAGACGGAGGCAACGGUGGAGACGGUGGUGAUGGAGGCAACGGUGGAGAUGGAGGAGACGGUGGUGAUGGAGGCAACGGUGGAGAUGGAGGAAACGGUGGUGGAGAUGGUGGAAAUGGUGGAGACGGUGGUGACGGAGGAAACGGUGGUGGAGAUAGUGGAGACGGUGGUGAUGGAGGCAACGGCGGAGAUGGAGGAAAUGGUGGAGACGGUGGAGAUGGAGGCAACGGUGGAGACGGCGGUGACGGAGGAAAUGGUGGAGACGGUGGUGAUGGAGGCAACGGUGGAGAUGGAGGAGACGGUGGUGAUGGAGGCAACGGUGGAGAUGGAGGAAACGGUGGUGGAGAUGGUGGAAAUGGUGGAGACGGUGGUGACGGAGGAAACGGUGGUGGAGAUAGUGGAGACGGUGGUGAUGGAGGCAACGGCGGAGAUGGAGGAAAUGGUGGAGACGGUGGUGACGGAGGCAACGGUGGAGAUGGAGGAAACGGUGGUGGAGAUGGUGGAAAUGGUGGAGACGGUGGAGACGGAGGCAACGGUGGAGACGGCGGUGACGGAGGAAAUGGUGGUGAUGGAGGAAACGGUGGUGGAGAUGGUGGAGACGGUGGUGAUGGAGGCAACGGCGGAGAUGGAGGAAAUGGUGGAGACGGUGGUGACGGAGGAAAUGGUGGUGAUGGAGGAAACGGUGGUGGAGAUGGUGGUGAUGGAGGCAACGGUGGAGAUGGAGGAGACGGUGGUGAUGGAGGCAACGGUGGAGAUGGAGGAAACGGUGGUGGAGAUGGUGGAAAUGGUGGAGACGGUGGUGACGGAGGAAACGGUGGUGGAGAUAGUGGAGACGGUGGUGAUGGAGGCAACGGCGGAGAUGGAGGAAAUGGUGGAGACGGUGGAGAUGGAGGCAACGGUGGAGACGGCGGUGACGGAGGAAAUGGUGGAGACGGUGGUGAUGGAGGCAACGGUGGAGAUGGAGGAGACGGUGGUGAUGGAGGCAACGGUGGAGAUGGAGGAAACGGUGGUGGAGAUGGUGGAAAUGGUGGAGACGGUGGUGACGGAGGAAACGGUGGUGGAGAUAGUGGAGACGGUGGUGAUGGAGGCAACGGCGGAGAUGGAGGAAAUGGUGGAGACGGUGGUGACGGAGGCAACGGUGGAGAUGGAGGAAACGGUGGUGGAGAUGGUGGAAAUGGUGGAGACGGUGGAGACGGAGGCAACGGUGGAGACGGCGGUGACGGAGGAAAUGGUGGAGACGGUGGUGACGGAGGAAAUGGUGGUGAUGGAGGAAACGGUGGUGGAGAUGGUGGAGACGGUGGUGAUGGAGGCAACGGCGGAGAUGGAGGAAAUGGUGGAGACGGUGGUGACGGAGGAAAUGGUGGUGAUGGAGGAAACGGUGGUGGAGAUGGUGGAGACGGUGGUGAUGGAGGCAACGGCGGAGAUGGAGGAAAUGGUGGAGACGGUGGUGACGGAGGAAAUGGUGGAGAUGGAGGAAACGGUGGUGGAGAUGGUGGAAAUGGUGGAGACGGUGGUGAUGGAGGCAACGGCGGAGAUGGAGGAAAUGGUGGAGACGGCGGUGACGGAGGAAAUGGUGGUGAUGGAGGAAACGGCGGUGGAGAUGGUGGAAACGGAGGAAAUGGUGGUGAUGGAGGAAACGGCGGUGGAGAUGGUGGAAACGGCGGAGAUGGUGGUAAUGGAGGAAACGGCGGUGGAGAUGGUGGAAACGGUGGAAAUGGUGGUAAUGGAGGUAACGGUGGCGGUAAUGGUGGUAAUGGCGGCAACGGAGGUAACGGUGGAAACGGAGGUGGUAAUGGUGGUGGCAAUGGCGGAAAUGGAGGAAAUGGAGGAAAUGGCGGUAACCUUUAAAAGCAAUAGACUUAUUGAAAUAAAAUAAGUAUUAAAAU
Pieris napi is the source of this 2966-nucleotide messenger RNA. RefSeq lists its product as uncharacterized. Gene Ontology annotation, cellular component: extracellular region. Lineage: Eukaryota; Metazoa; Arthropoda; Insecta; Lepidoptera; Pieridae. Gene Ontology annotation, molecular function: chitin binding. The coding region runs from base 55 to 2928 and encodes 957 amino acids. The record is from RefSeq and is a predicted model, not a curated record. The transcript has 6 exons.